AUGGACCACGAAGCGCACCCACGGGUCAUCGACGCAAUCCUCUCGCACUGCUCAGUGCCAGCACUAGUGCGCUUUUCAGCAACGAGCCGCUCGUUUCACGAUCGCAUCAACGCCGUCCUCUUCAACCACGCCGUCCUCGAGCGUGAUCCUAUCUUUCUGCGUACGGCUGAUGGCUACCUAUUGCCUAUGCGUCCGGAGCUAGUGCGUGUCCUCGACAUCCCGUGCAUUACGAGGGAAUCCCAGAAGGCGCUGCCCGCCUUCCUGGAACAGUUCACCGCCGUGCACACGGUACGGAGGGCCGGCCGCGCGCGAUUCCUCCCGCCCGAGUGCCUCCCCAGCGUGCGGACGACGAUCGACUGCAGAGGCGCGGACUUCACCAAUAUCGGACGCGCCCCGUCCCGCACGCGGCGAUACGUCUUCCACCACUGCGCGUUCCGCAAGGAAUCAACCGAGCUCGGGUGGUUGCCGAGCCGUCACAUCGACGAGUGUGUGCUCGUGUGCCAUGCCGGUGGGCCGGCAUUUGGCCGUGUAUCGCUUCAAGAGAACAUCAAGCAGAUACUGCGCAUGGCCCUGGGCUUUUGGAGCCAAGUGGGCGACCGCGCCAGAGUGACCAUCGUCGGCAUCGAGGCCGUGCUCGACCCGCCGUUGCCUACCGAGCUUGAAGAUCUAUUCUACAUCGCCGGUCCGCUCGAAGGCCGGGGCCCCAGCACAUGCCGUACGGCGCGGUACAAAGACCACGCCCGCGCAAGCUUCGUCACCAUGGCAGAGUGGCAGCGCGAGCUGGCGGCGAAGGGGAGGGAGAUUGAAGGGCAGGAGUGGUUCUGCGAUGGCCCAGAGUGUCCGAGGGGGUAG
Vanrija pseudolonga is the source of this 852-nucleotide messenger RNA. RefSeq lists its product as uncharacterized. The transcript is spliced from 2 exons. Lineage: Eukaryota; Fungi; Basidiomycota; Tremellomycetes; Trichosporonales; Trichosporonaceae. Bases 1 to 852 code for a protein of 283 amino acids. The record is from RefSeq and is a predicted model, not a curated record.